Branchiostoma belcheri (Belcher's lancelet) is the source of this 2119-nucleotide messenger RNA. Its product is annotated as RNA polymerase-associated protein LEO1-like. Gene Ontology annotation, molecular function: RNA polymerase II C-terminal domain phosphoserine binding. The record is from RefSeq and is a predicted model, not a curated record. Gene Ontology annotation, biological process: transcription elongation by RNA polymerase II; positive regulation of transcription elongation by RNA polymerase II. Bases 20 to 1954 code for a protein of 644 amino acids. The transcript has 13 exons. NCBI's taxonomy places the organism in Eukaryota, Metazoa, Chordata, Leptocardii, Amphioxiformes, Branchiostomatidae. Gene Ontology annotation, cellular component: Cdc73/Paf1 complex; nucleus.
CGAGGCUUUACAAACCAACAUGGCAGAAAUGGACGCUUUGUUUGGCAGCGAUGUCGACAGUGAAAACGAGCAAGCAGAUGGGAAAGCCUCGCGGUCAGGUAGUGACAACGAAGAGGAAACUGGCAACAUGAACGAGCUGUUCGGUACACAGCUGCCCAGCGACAGCGAAAACGAGGACAGCAGAAGUCACCAGUCAGGGAGCGUCCAGUCGGAGAGAAGUCGGUCCAGAUCACGAUCCAGAUCACAAUCCAGAUCCAGAUCUCCAUCUAGAUCCAGGUCUGCAAGCCCACAGUCGAGAUCCGGUAGCGAAGACAACCAGUCUGACCGAGAGAGCCAAUCAGGAAGGGAGUAUCAAAGCGGCUCUGAGGCCAACCAAUCAGGAGACGAGAAAAGUGACCAAUCAGAGAACGAGGCUGGCGCUGACUCAGAGGAUGAAAGAGUUCAAGGGUCAGAUGAUGAUGAGAAAUCCAGAGGUAGCCAGUCAGGAGACGAGGGCCCACAAGGUGACCAAUCAGGAGAUGAGGGUCCGAGAGGUGACCAAUCAGGAGAAGAAGAAGGUGGUGUCAGGUCAGGUGAUGAGGCAGGCAGCCAAUCAGAGAAGGAGGGGAGGGACCAAUCAGAUGAUGAGAGGAGCCAGUCAGGGAAUGAAGUGGAGAAGGCUGGAAGUGGGUCAGAUGCAGAAAAGAAAUCUGUUAAGGGUUCCGACAGUGACAGUGAUGACAGUGUGAUUGGACGGAGACCAAAGAAAGCAGCAGCGUCAAGUGAUGAGGGCGGGCCUGCAGGGCUUGGACUUGGCUCUGACAGCGAAGGGGAGGGUGGAGGUGCAACACCUGUAGCAGCUGCAGCUGAUGACUUGUUCGGAGACGCAGAUGACAUUUCUGAGGAAAGUGGCGAUGAGGGAGACGCCAAGAUAGGAGAGGAGAUCAAAAAGGCUUUAGGAGAAGAUGGGGAGCCGAUGGAGGAGGGUGGUGAGGCUGAGGAGGAACCUGCACCUGAGACCAGGAUCGAUGUGGAGAUGCCUCGCAUCAAACUCAACCUGGGAAACUCCCAACACUUCGUCAAGCUGCCAAACUUUCUCAGUGUGGAGACAAGACCGUUUGACCCUGUACUUUAUGAGGACGAGAUUGAAGAAGACGAAAUGAUGGACGAAGAGGGAAGAACAAGGUUGAAACUAAAGGUAGAAAACACCAUCCGAUGGCGUAAGACUGUGGAUGAAAAUGGUUUAGAGACAAGAGAAAGUAACGCCAGGGUCGUCAAGUGGUCAGAUGGAAGCAUGUCCCUCCAUCUGGGGAAUGAGAUAUUUGACGUACACAAGACGUCUCUCCAGGGCGACCACAACCAUCUCUUCAUCAGACAGGGCACGGGAUUGGUCGGACAGGCCGUCUUCAAAACUAAACUGUCCUUCAGACCACACUCGACCAACAGUGCGACCCACAGGAAGAUGACCCUGUCUCUGGCAGACAGGUUCUCCAAGACACAGAAGAUCCGAGUCAUCCCUCUUGUAGGGACAGACCCAGAGUCUCAGAGAACCGAGAUGAUCAAGAAAGAGGAGGAGAAACUGCGGGCCACAAUGAGAAGAGAAGCUCAGCAGCGUAGGAUGCGAGAGAAGGCGCACGCCCGCGGCCUGAGCGCCUCAUACCUCGAACCCGACCGCUUUGACGAGAUUAUGGACGAUGAUGAAGAAGCCAUCAGCUUGGCGGCCAUCAAGGGCAACUACAAGAAACCUGGCAAAAAAGAUUUCCGUCCUCCCAUCUACUCCUCGGACAGUGAGGAGGAGGAGGAGGAGGAGAAGAAGGAAGAACGGCUGAACAAGGCCAAGGUCAUCACGACCUUGGACAGCGACGAGGAUGAGGAGGGUUCAGAGAGCGGGAAAAGAAAGGCAGAAGAAGAUGAUGGCAACAAGAAGAAAAAAGCCCGCAAAAUUAUUGAAAGUGACGAAGAAGAAAGCGACUAGUUCUCUGAGCCUUUUGCUUAUUCUGUACAUACAUGUAACUGGUAUUGACAAAGUAUAAGUUUGAUAUGACUCAAUUGUAGUGCUGUGUACCAGUUUGCUGGACCGGUUCCUGACUAAAAAUGUUUAGGUUCAAGUCCAAAAAAACUACCUUUUCCGGACUUACUA